Arachis ipaensis is the source of this 1527-nucleotide messenger RNA. The record is from RefSeq and is a predicted model, not a curated record. Lineage: Eukaryota; Viridiplantae; Streptophyta; Magnoliopsida; Fabales; Fabaceae.
AAUCAAAAAUUGAAAAUCCCAUUAUCGCUAAGUGAAAAAACUAAAAUGACCCAUAUAUGAGAUUUGAGAUUGAGCGUUUGUUAACCUAGCCGUCCCUGUCAAAUAUCACGGUUUUCACUCUUCACCCUCAAACCCUCUCCUCUCACGGACUCACUGUCUCACCAUUCCACACUGCUGACUGCCACCGCCACCUCCCACCCCCUUAGUCCUUCACCGCCACCUCUCACGGACUCUCGACGUCACCAUCACCGCUCACCGUAGCAGGGACUCGUCGCGCCACUGAGUCCUCGCCGUCUUCCAAUGUUCGCCAUCUUCGCGUCUUUGCCGGUCUGCACUGGUCUUCGCUGGUCAUCUGCUCUUUCGUCGGUGGCAAAUAAGGUAGGUGAAAUGAGCAAGUAUAGCUUAAACCUUAGGCAUGUAAAACAGAAGCAGCAACCAAAAAGGCCUCCCCUUGGAGCACCUUUUGGAUUCAAUGAUGAUGAAGAGAAAGAUGUCGAGAGAGAAAUCACUCUCCAAGGUUGAGGGGCAGCAAAAGAAAGCCUUAGAAGAAGAUCCAACUGUAUUUGAUUAUGAUGGAGUCUAUGACAAAAUAAAAGAGGAAGUUUCCCGCCCAUUGAUACAAGAUCGCAAAGAGAGAAAAGUAUGGUUACAAAGGACUUUUUGCAUGAUUUUUAUACAACCCUUGAUAAAAUUGUUGCACACGGUGCACAAGAUCCUCGAGGGAGGAAACAUGAGAAUCGAGCAGAGCAAAGAACUGCAGAGACAUGCGAAAGUGGAAGCCAAGGUAAUCCAUGACAGGGAAAGUGGAAGAUCAAGAGGCUUUGGAUUUGUGACUUACAGCAGCCUUGAAGAGGUCAACAGUGCUAUUGAGUCCUUAGAUGGCGCGGUAACCGGUAAGCAUGCGAAUCUAGUCCUAGUAUCCCGUUUGCUAAUCACAAAUAACAAUUUAAUGAGUUUGAACUUGUCCAUUUGUAUAUGUUACAUCAUAUCAUUGUUUGAUUAUUUUGUAUUAGUUAUUUGUUCUUUUGUUCUUGAAAACAUGAAAAAGCUAAUAUUUCUGCAUUUUCUUAUUGCGACAUGUAUAUACUUUUUUUUCUGUUGUUCUAUGGAAUCAUGAGCUUCUCGUGACAUGAUUUCCACAAUAAUAUGCGUCAAAGCAUGGAUGAUGAAUUUCGUGACAUUGUUGGUGUUAGGUAAUUGUUCUAAGAUGCAUUUGGAGCCUUUCUUUAAUUAGCCUUUCUCUAAGAUGUUAUUUAUUGGUUUUUUUUUUUGAUAUUUUUGCAUAUAAUUGACAACAUUGGUGAAACUGAAGGUUGGUGGAAUUGGACAUGUUUUUUGUGCAGUGGAUAUGCCAAGUCUUAGGUGUUUGUAUUUUUCAUUUUUUUUUUAAUUUUCAAUGUGCAACGAGGAAUUGAGAUGUGUAAUGUAUAAUGAAUUUUAUAGAAGCAGUAUUAUAUUUGUACAGCCAGAUUGAAACAUCUCUAAAGAAGUGAGUGAAUACGUACUUUUAUAUGAUAUUGUAACUGA